CUUGGGAUGAUAUUCCGAUCACGUGAUCUGCAACGCCAUCUUGGAUUAAGGCCACGAGGUUUAGUGAAGAAAAAUAAGAUUUACCGGAUUUCGUGCAAAGUCUAGGAUGCCCUCAAGUAAUCCCUUACCACCAAAAGAAAAUGCACUUUUUAAGCGUAUACUGAAGUGCUAUGAGCAAAAGCAGUACAAAAAUGGGUUAAAAUUUGCAAAACAGAUCCUGUCCAACCCAAAAUAUGCAGAGCAUGGAGAGACCCUUGCCAUGAAGGGUUUAACCCUCAACUGCAUGGGCCGUAAAGACGAAGCAUAUGAGCACGUGAGACGUGGACUACGCAACGACCUCAAGUCACACGUCUGUUGGCAUGUAUACGGUUUGCUUCAGCGUUCUGAUAAGAAGUAUGAUGAAGCCAUCAAGUGCUAUCGCAAUGCACUUAAAUGGGAAAAAGACAACAUUCAAAUCUUGAGGGAUUUAUCCCUUUUACAGAUCCAGAUGCGAGAUUUGGAAGGGUAUAGGGAUACCAGAUAUCAACUCUUUAUGUUACGUCCAACACAACGUGCAUCAUGGAUUGGUUUUGGAAUGGCAUAUCACCUUCUCCAGGAUUAUGAUACUGCAUUGAGGAUAUUAGAGGAAUUUCGUAAAACGCAGUUGAAGAGUUCUUUCGACUAUGAGCAUAGUGAACUAUUGUUAUACCAGAAUAUGGUUAUACAAGAGUCAGGAGCACUGAAGGAAGCUCUCGAUCACUUAACUCGGUACAGUGAUCAGAUCUGUGAUAAGCUUUCCAUCAAGGAAACCUUAGGAAAACUGAACUUGGAGUUGAAACGGUAUACAGAAGCGGAAGUAUAUUAUAAGGAUUUACUUAUGAGGAAUCCAGAGAAUACAAUAUAUUAUGCCAAAUUACAAGAAGCUCAGCAGCUGAUUACAGCAAAUGAGAAACUAAAAAUGUUUUCGGAAUUUCAAGAAUUGUUUCCACGAGCUCUUGCACCAAGACGACUUCCACUAACCUUUGCUACAGGUGAAGAGUUUAGGAUAUUGGUUGACAAAUAUCUAAGACAGGGUCUGCACAAAGGUGUGCCACCACUGUUUGUGGACCUUCGGUCUCUGUAUAAGGACCCAGAGAAAGUAGACAUUAUACAGAAGUUGGUCCUACAGUAUGUCGAUGCACUUCAGAAGGUUUGCAGAUUUAGUGAAGAAGAUUCAGAAAGUUUGCCAAAAGAACCUGCAUCUGCACUGCUGUGGGCUUUUUAUUAUUUAGCCCAACAUUACGAUUUCUUAGGCGAUACGGAAAGGGCCGUGUCAUACAUUGAUGCAGCAAUUGAUCAUACUCCCACAUUGAUUGAGCUAUUUGUAACCAAGGGUAGGAUAUAUAAGCAUGGUGGGGAUGCAAUGGAAGCAUACAAAUGGUUGGAUGAAGCCCAAGGGCUUGAUACUGCUGAUCGUUAUAUAAAUUCUAAAUGCGCUAAAUAUAUGCUUCGGGCAAACUUGAUCAAAGAAGCAGAAGAAACAUGUUCAAAAUUCACCAGGGAAGGUGUUUCAGCAAUGGAAAAUUUGAAUGAAAUGCAGUGUAUGUGGUUCCAAACAGAAUGUGCCUUGGCUUAUCAGAGGCUAGAAAAAUGGGGAGAAUCGUUAAAGAAAUGCCAUGAAGUAGAUCGACAUUUUUCUGAAAUUAUUGAGGAUCAGUUUGACUUCCACACGUACUGCAUGCGUAAGAUGACACUACGGUCAUAUGUGGGAUUGCUGAGGUUGGAGGAUGUUUUGCGCGCUCAUCCAUUCUACUUCAAGGCUGCCCGCUGUGCAAUUGAAGUCUACCUCAGGCUCCAUGACAAGCCACUCAAAGAUGAAACUGCAGAACAAGAAUUCAAUACAGAAAAUCUUGCCCCUUCAGAAAUAAAGAAGCUGCGCAACAAACGGCGUAAGGCCCUUCGGAAGGCCGAACUGGAACGUCAGCAGGCAGCUCAGGCUCAGGAAAAGCGAGAGCAACAUAACAAAUCACGACAGCAGGGCGACGCCGAGCCAGAUGCUCCACAGCAGAAUGAGUUAGUGCCAGAGAAACUUGCCAGGGUGGAGGAUCCAUUAGAACAAGCCAUUAGAUUUCUUCAACCUUUGCAAACUUUGGCUGGAAGAAGAAUAGAAACUCACCUUAUGGCCUUUGAAAUAUAUUCCAGAAAAAAAAAGCCGCUACUCAUGCUACAGUCAAUCAAGAGGGCGCAUCGUCUGGAUCCAGAUAGCCCAAAACUUCAUUCUUGUCUCAUUCUGUGUCAUGGCUACUUGACACGGUGGCAAGGGAAUCUAGAAGCAUCAGUGGCAACGGUUUUGAAACAGGAGAUGGAACCUAUUUUCAGAGGAAGAGACGCACGCCAAAUGAACGCAGAGUUCCUAGCAGCAAACUCGAAAUCUCUUGAGGCUCUGUUUGAAAGUGCUCGAAUGAUGUAUCAUCUUGAUCCAUCAAAACAGGAGACUGCCAUAAAAUUGGCCACUACUUUGGACAAAGAUAUUGAAGGAGUCAAUUUACAGAACUGUACAAAAGUUCUUCAGGCUCUAAGGAAUGAAGAAUUUGGUUCAUGUCCAGAGAAAGUAGCAGAGUAUGAGGCACGUUGUCACGUCCAGUUCCCCCAUGCUCAAGUCUUCCGCCCGCCAUCCGCCGUGUGUCAGUCCUCUCCCGCUGCUGAAACUAAUCACAUUUCUGAUGGCAAAGAGAACUGCAUCAAUAACUGAUGUUGGCCUUUCCCAUCUAGGUGGCCCUCACAUUAUCACUACUUUCCUAGCAUGCACAGUUCUGCCCGUGUAGGGGACGUCGAUCUGUAGCGAAACGCGAGCGAAUCCAAGUAGCUGGAAGACAAUGUGGAAAUGAACAAAAACAGUGUGAAGUUAAGUGCAUGUUGAUUCAAUGAACUGUACUUUGCAACAAGCCUAAUUAGUAAAUCAAGGAUGUAAUUUGUACCAUAACAAUUAUAGGAAUGGAAUUAUUUGAUAAGUUAACUAAAUCAUAUUGAAAUUCUGAAGGAAUCUUAAAAGAAGUUCUGAGUGAAUACUGUCAGAAAUUUAAAAUAGGCAGUUAUGUCAUAGAUGAACACACCCAACCAUAAUAUUGGUUGAUUAUGAUAUAUAUUAAGAGCAAACGUUGCAGCGUGGUUUAAAUUUCUGACAUUACAAGACAUGUAAGAAGUUUCGAAGAAGUGUGCGAGCAUUUUGUCAUAUAGUUUUGGAGGCAUCCAAAGCAUCUUGUCGUAUAAUGUGAAUUUUGUGAGGUUGCCUUAGCAGUCUCUGUAUUGAAGUGAGCAUUAUGAAAUGUUCUACAUAGCAGCAAGGUAUAUAUUAUCAAGGAAGGUAAAAAAUGUGUCGCGUAAUCAAGCGGUUUGAAGGAGUGUUUUAGUCUCGAAAAAUCAAAGAAUUGUAAGUAUAAAAUCAGUCACAGUCAAGGUGCUGUUGCUUCUCUUGUUGCCUGAGCUGUACAAAAUGUAUCAUAAUAAGACACAAGUUAACCACUGAGAACAACUGGACUCAAGUUAAUGGGAAGUAUCUACAAAGACAGUGAACUCAGAAGAUGAUGAUAAGAUAGAGUAUCGGAUGACCACUGUGUACAUCUUCUAGGUGAUCUUAACUCAGGUCAUUGGUUUUCUUGAUAAUAUUUCUGUUGUCAUUGACAGCAGAACAAAUACAGCCGAUCGUGAUCUUCUUACUGUCAAAUCAUUGUUCAAAAGACUUGAGUGCCUGUCUGUCCAUGUGCUCCUAACUCGGUGGCUGCUGGAAAUUGUCCAUCAUAGAAGCAAGUGAUGCAUAACAACAUUUGGAAAGAUUGGAACUGAAUUGCAGCAAAGAAACUGGGAGAAUUAAAUUUUUACUGAGCUCUAUCUUGUGGUAAUUUUACAAAGCCAGCCAGUUUCUGUUGCUACGCGUAUGCUGUGUCCUAGGUCACGGUAUUUUUCACGGUUCUCUUAUCUUGCAAGGAAGUGAGACAGAUCUUAGACUGCAUUAUUUCUAGAACAAGUUCCCUGUGUAAAAAUGUCUUUGGUGGCAAAAAUCACUAGAGUUUCUGUAUCAGAAAUAUCUAUUGAUAUAUAUCUGAACUUUUUGAAAUGCUGUUUAUUUUUCUAUUAACUGCCCUGCUCUUGCACCAUCUUACUCAUAUGGGCUAGUUGGCUUGAAGCUCUUUCCAUAAGGUAGAGUUCUGUGGGUCUGACUUGUGAUCUGUGUAUUUAAAGAGCAAUGCAGAUAGCAGCGACUUGUCCAUCUCAAUCUUUGUUUUUUUCUAUUCGUUGUUAAGGCAAUAUGAAAGGGAGAGAAAACAAAGACAAAGUCAUUGUACCAUAAAGCUUUUUAACACACGAAUAACUGUAGCAACACUUUGUAUGUACUUGACAAUUGUACCGGCGUCCUAUUGACAGGAAUUUGAUUCCAUUCAGAGAGUGAACAUUUCAGUGAUUCUUCCUCUCUCUGACGGUGAUGCCAUUUUGGUAUGUCACCUUAAAUGUGAUUCACAAAAAAUCAGUUUGAAGAUAAUGGAUAAUAAUCGGAUAACCCGAAGCCAUUUUCAGGUGUUGCAAUUAUGUAGUUCUUGCAUCAUCGAAAGGAAGGAAAUUUCUAUCCCCUAAUAUGAAAUCCUUCCAAAUUGAGGGGUGUUUCAUUUUGCUGUAGAGAAUUAUUAGAUUGGUAGGCAAUGUAUUGUUUGAUUUUUCUUUAACAUUAUUAUUUAUUUGAAAUGAAUGAAGUGCAUUAUAGAAAACUGAUUGUUAUUAGCAAUUUCAUUACAUGAGUGAAUGUUGAGAGGAAAUGAAACUGAUUCCAUGAAGAAACUUUACUGGAGACUGAGUUCCAUCUUGUAUCUCUUUUGCUCCAUGUUUUUUAAUGACUGUACAUUGUAUUUUAUUUCUUACUACUAAAUAAAUGUGUUUCAGGAGAUGAA
Zootermopsis nevadensis is the source of this 4898-nucleotide messenger RNA. It is a transcript of the gene Naa15-16, whose product is annotated as N-alpha-acetyltransferase 15/16. Gene Ontology annotation, molecular function: protein binding. The record is from RefSeq and is a predicted model, not a curated record. Gene Ontology annotation, cellular component: NatA complex; cytoplasm. NCBI's taxonomy places the organism in Eukaryota, Metazoa, Arthropoda, Insecta, Blattodea, Termopsidae. Gene Ontology annotation, biological process: N-terminal peptidyl-methionine acetylation.